Molecule: messenger RNA, 863 nt
Organism: Homarus americanus (American lobster)
Lineage: Eukaryota; Metazoa; Arthropoda; Malacostraca; Decapoda; Nephropidae
Product: zinc finger protein 107-like
Exons: 4
Cellular component (GO): nucleus
Source: RefSeq, a predicted model, not a curated record
AUGGAUAUAGACCAUUAUAUAAUUCCUGAGCAAGCACUAGACCCUCCAGAUGGUCAGGAUAUGACAGACACUGUACUCCAACACUCUGACUCUUCCGGUCUGCAUCAUGAUCUUAAUACCUCCAUGGAUUUAGAGCUGCCAGAGAACCUUACUGGAGGUGGAGAUGGUCUGAACAUGGGUGCCGAGAACAGAGGUAGCUCCCAGAAAACUGAAAUUGGUGCAAAGAAAAGAAAAAGUAGAGCUCAGAGGAAGCCAAGUGUCAUCCAGAUGCGGAUUACAAAACUGACACGCCUGAAAAUAGUCAUGGAAGAUUCCGGAGGCCAAGUUACGCAGGCACAUGUUAAGCCACAGUCAAGAACACCAGAAAAAGAACACAAGUGCUCCAAGUGUCCCAAAUCUUUCAGUACAAAAGAAUACCUUCAGGCUCACCUCAAGGUUCAUGGUGGGAAGAAAUACAAGUGUGAGACAUGUGGCUUCCUUUGUUCCUCAAUGUUUAAUUUAGAGACUCACAGGAAGAAACAUUUGGGUGAUAAACCAUUUAAGUGUGAACUGUGUGAGAAAACAUUUGUUAGGGAGACUUCUUGGACAACCACAUGGAACAAGUUCAUAAGAAUAAAAAGAGCAAGUGUCAACAAAGAUAUCUUGAGAAAGCACAUGAGGAAAAUCCACGGUAAACUUCCUGAGGGCAAGAAGAAGGUAGAAGCUGUGGAGAGGGAGAAAAAUCGUCUGCCACUUUUGCUCCAAGGGAUUUCAAGGAGUUGUAACCUCAGCACCCAUCUCCUGAAGGCUCACAGCAAAGUCUUAGAAGAAGAUGAAUUUGAUGAUGAUCUUCCUUCUGUGCUUCAGUCACCAAAGUUGGGAGG